Mobula hypostoma (lesser devil ray) is the source of this 2547-nucleotide messenger RNA. RefSeq names its product palmitoyl-protein thioesterase ABHD10, mitochondrial-like. Gene Ontology annotation, cellular component: mitochondrion. The record is from RefSeq and is a predicted model, not a curated record. Gene Ontology annotation, molecular function: hydrolase activity, hydrolyzing O-glycosyl compounds; palmitoyl-(protein) hydrolase activity. Gene Ontology annotation, biological process: protein depalmitoylation. The transcript has 5 exons. Lineage: Eukaryota; Metazoa; Chordata; Chondrichthyes; Myliobatiformes; Myliobatidae. Bases 287 to 862 code for a protein of 191 amino acids.
CAGGCCACAUGAAGGGUCUCGGCCUGAAACGCCGACUGUACCUCUUUCUAGAGAUGCUGCCUGGCCUGCUGCGUUCACCAGCAACUUUGAUGUGUGUUGCUUGCAUUUCCAGCUUCUGCAGAAUUCCUCGUGUUUGUGAGACGUUAAAGUCCGUGCUGAUUAACCUUUACUUUCCAGCCCGCCCCCCUCAUAAAUAUCCAUUACCCGACAUUGCGAAUGAAUUAAUAAUUCAGUGUCGGCCGGGGUCAGGCUCAUGAAUAUUCAGUGUUUACUAGCCUGGUGAGUGAUGGCUGCCGCGCUGCUGUGUCGGUUGCUGGGCCUGCUUGAAGUGAGAAGCGCCGCCCUACGCUGGCGUGCUCCUUGCUCUAUCCAUGUAGGGUGCCGAAAGAAAUCAACUCAAUACUUAAAUCGUCCCAAUCUACCUAAAUUAGCAUACAAGAGAUCAAAAGGUAGAAAUCCAGGAGUUCUUUUCUUGCCGGAUUUUGCAUCUAAUAUGAAGACAGAUAAAGCAUUGGCCCUUGAGGACUUUUGUAAAUCACUUGGGCAUUCGUUUGUAAGGUUUGAUUAUACGGGAUGUGGUGCAUCUGGUGGAAACUUCAGUGAGUGUACAAUAGGACAAUGGAAGAAGGAUGUUUUGUCUGUAAUCGAUGAGCUCACCGAAGGACCACAAUGGCUGUCGGUUCUUGUAGUUCGCGUUGUGUCGAUUUGCGCAUGCGCAUUUCCAGUGCCGCCUUCGAAGAACCCGUUACCACCGCCAUUGCUUCCUGUUCUACCGAAGGAGAUCCAACCUGAGUCCGAGGCUCCAUCGUUGCACAGUGGUCCCAGUAGCAAAGAACAAUGGGUCUGUCAGGAUCUCUGGUGAUUUUAAGGUCACCAUCAACCCAGCACUGUAAGAUCAAUACCCAGGAUAGUGGAUGAUAUCUUUGCAAACCUUUCUGGAGGAAAACACUUCAGCAAAGUGGACUUAGCUGAGGCCUAUCUACAGAUGGACCUGGAAGAGUUCCUCACCAUGAACAGAAAGGGCUUUAUUGCUAUAAUGGGAGUGGCGUCUGCAGCUGCACUCUGGCAGAAAGCUAUGGACCAGCUGCUGCAAAGUUGUCCAGGCACUCAGUGUUACCUGGAUGACAAGGAACUUCUUCAAAAUCUCAGGACAGUGUUAAAAAGAAUAGAAGAUUAUGGCCUCAGAGCACAUUGCAACAAGUGUGAUUUUUUAAAAACAAGCAUCACUUACAGUGGUCACACUAUUGACACACAAGAAUUACACAAGUGUGCUGAGAAAAUUUAAUCAGUGUUAGAUGCCCCAAUGCCAAAGGAUGUGUCACAGUUGCUGCCUUUUUAAGAUUUGUUAACUAGUAUAAUAGUUUCCUGCCAAUCCUGGCUACUGUACUGCACCUUUUGAACUCAUUAUUACAGAUAGGGAAGAAAUGGCAAUGGACAAAUCAAGGUAAGCUGGCUUUUCAGAAGACGAAGGAAAUGGUAAUGUCAGACACUGUACUCACACAAUUAUGAUCCACAUUGUGCAGUGAAGCUUGUCUAUGAUGCCUCCCUUUAUGGUAUAGGUGUUGUCAUGUUAUGAGUAAUGGAAGCAAAUGCCCUAUAGCCUUUGCAUCACAUUCCCUUACUGCUGCAGAGAAAAAUUAUGCACAGAUUGACAGAGAGGCCUUGAGGCUGGUGUGAGAUGUAAAAGGUUUCCAGCAGUACUUGUAUGAGAGAGAGAGAGAGUUUACCUUCAUUACUGAUAAUCAACCGCUAAUGUCCACUUUCAAUCCACAAACAGUAGCAGCACAAAUGUCGAGAUGGGCUUUUGGAGGUCACAAUUACAAGAUAGAAUUCAAGAUGAUGACUAAUCAUGGAAAUGCCGAUAGAUUGUCCCAUUUACCCUUGGAGAAGGAACGCCAAGGUGAACUUGCCCUUGAUGGAGCUUGCCUUAUGUGGGGAUUGACAGUUGUUGUAUCAUCCAAGCUGAGAGCUCAUAUGUUGGAGGAGCUGCAUGUUGGUCAUCUAGGUGCAGUUAAAAUAAAAGUGUUGAUUGAAGCUUUGGUGGCCUGGAAUAGUUCAGCAGAUCAAACAGCUUGCCAUGCACAAGUGCAGAAGAAAGGCAUUCGGAUCCGUCAGAACCACUUUCUGUAGUCCCAGAGAGACCUACAACUACCACAGAGGAAGAUCCCAGAACCUGAGAUUGCUUCACAGCUGCAAGUUUCACCUACCAGCAGAGUGACCUCCCUGGUUAGGAAUGAUGUUUUCCCACAACAGUAUGAAAUCUUCCACCAUGAUUAAAUCUUUAGGCCUGAAUGGGACAAUUUAAAAUUUACAAUGCCAUGGAUGUCUGUACAGUAGUUGUAUAAUAUAGCAUAGUAUUUAUAUAGUUGAGAUGCAUUCUAUAUUGAGAUGGAGUUUAUAGCUAAGCAGGGAGGAGUGCUGUGUAUUUAAUUUUUGAGUAAUAUAAAUAUAUUGUUUGAUCAAGCAGUCUUUGUUUUUUACAUAAUACAUUGUGGGUUAUAUGUAAAAGUAUGUGAAUGACAUACGUCAUUAUUCCACCAUGUCACA